AUUUUACAGCUGUGUGCUGUCUGGAGUUUCCAUGAUGAUUACAGUUUAGCUUCAUGAAUAUUGUGGGUCACUCAUAGUGCGCAAGUUUUGAAAUUACAGUCAGCUGAUCGAUAUCGGAUGAUCGAAUGUCGAAUGCUGAACAUAACUGGGGAUGAUAUUACUGAACUCCUUGGUUUUAUGAUCGACGCAGAUUUUAACGAACAAGUGACGAAAUAUUAUCCGAAGGAGACACAGCGGAUAAAUGAUAUUUGCAAUGCACUUUCAUUUGAGGACUGUCCUGCUGAUGUUUUAGAAAACUUGGAUGGCUACUUGUGCGGACAUUAUCCACCACUUAUUUCAAUCCCUCGUAUUCGGCAUUCGUCUAUAUCACUGGCAGACUUAGGCCAGCUCAUGCUUCAGUCCAAAUUCGCUCGCUGUCGAACACGAUUUGUGGUACCUUCGUUUUCAUUCCAACAAAAGUAUGUAUGCCGGUCUAGUACGUUAAGUGGACCAUUGGAAUUUUAUGGCCGCCAAGUUGCCACAGUUGCAGGUUUUACUUUUGAUGGGCACGUUGUCAAUCCCCCUUCAGGAGGAGAACUUCAGGACAUAAGUCUCGAGACAGAAAAUGGGCGUCAGAGUUUGGAGAAAUUGCGUGAUGAUGACUGCGAGUUGAUUCGACGUUUAAAUGUCACCUAUAUCUGUGAUUUUAUGUUAGAAUAUAGAAAAAUAAAAUGUUGGGUUCCCAUCAGCUCUUCAGAAAAAGUGGAUCAACAGGGACGCUACAAUGAUCUUAUAAUCAUUCCUCUACCUUAUCCUGGUAGUGAAUUCUUUCGUAUAUGGCGUGAUUCUGGUUAUGCAAUGCGCAAUUUAUUCUUCGAUUGGAAUCGGUCAGGUGUUGAAGUACCUGUGAAUCCAGAUCUUAUCCCCAAAACUCUGUUUUCAGCUUCAAUAGAAUGGAGUUCUUACAAGUCCUGGGAUAUAUAUACAAUAACUAUGAACUAUAUGAAACUACUCCUUGGUUUGCUUUAUGAAGGUGCUGGCGGAUUGUUGUUACACUGUGUUUCUGGAUGGGAUCGUACACCAUUGUUUAUUUGUCUUUUACGCUGUCUAUUAUGGGCAGAUGAUUUAAUGCAUUCUAGUCUCAAACCAAUUCAAAUGUUAUAUCUGACUUUGGGUUAUGAUUGGUUUUUAUUUGGUCAUAAAUUACAAACACGUAUGGAGUUGGGAGAAGAGAUAUUACGGUUUACAUUCCAGUUUAUCAGUGAAAUUGCUAAUUGUACAGAUUUAUCCCUGCGUAAAGUGUAUGACAUUCACGUUACAGCUGACUCUAAAAAUUCAGAUUCAGAUGAUUCACCGUUUAUUGACCUACGUUCUAGUGAUGAUUUACAACGUUUAAGACAAUCACGAUUGGAAGAGCUAUCCAAAUUAUUUUUUCAGUAUUGGAAUAAAGAACUAAGAGAGCAUGUAAAUCGGUUUAAUGUCAACAAUAAGAGCUCCGAUAUCAAUGAAUCUGUUACUUUGGAUAAAAACACACAAUCAGUAACAUGCAACACAAGAAAAUCAAUUUGUAAAGAUGACAUAAUCUCGGAAAGUUCAAAUAAUCCAGAAAAUAAAGAUGAAUCACUAAAAGAUGUAAAUUUUACGAAUAGAAAUCAGAGUAGUCGAUCUGGAAGUCAACAAUCAAUUGUUUACAAGCUGGCUAGUUAGUUAAUAAAUGAGAUAUCAAAUGUGCUGACUUCCGCUGUUUCAGUUGUCACCACGAAUUUAGUUUCAUCAAUAUUACCGUCGUCAUCUUCAUCUUCCUCCAAUUCAAAUAUUAACAGUAACAAUAAAACGAAAAUAAGAAAAGAUUCAGUUACAUAGAAGAAAGUUGCGCUUUUUGUUUCAGUACUAUUUCUAAAUUAUAUAUAUAUUUCUCUAACCACUGACAUAUGGUUUUUCGAAUGCAAAUUAUGAUAAUGAAGAUGUUUCAUGCAGAUAGAGUAAUCUAUGAUGAUUCCUUCUCAAAGAACGAAAAAUAAACUAUAUUAUAUACACAGAAUGCUGAUGAUUUGAUCAUUGUUUUUGAAUAACCUUAUUUUUGUUUUCCUGAAUAAUUUGUUAAUGUAGUUUUGUUUUUGCUUGUGUUCGUCAUCAUUCUUUGCGACUACAGAAUAUAAUGUUCAUUUAUUUAGCGCAUAUAUAUAUAUAUAUUCAUACAUAA
Trichobilharzia szidati is the source of this 2182-nucleotide messenger RNA. The record is from the annotation of a GenBank genome assembly. NCBI's taxonomy places the organism in Eukaryota, Metazoa, Platyhelminthes, Trematoda, Strigeidida, Schistosomatidae.